AACUAAAUCAGAUGGCUUUGACCAACACAUCGACAAAGGAUUGCUGUCUUCAAGCAACUAAAGAUAUCAUCAACCUCAAAAACAAGCUGAAUAUAACGACAUUUGAAAUGAGAUCAACGGACCAGACUUUGCACAAUACCAUAAUGCAUAUCAACACYUCUCUUACCGAUCAGAUAUCAAACGUCAGUAAGCAAGAAGGUCCAAGUGGUCCUCCAGGGUCGCAAGGUCCACCGGGGCCACAGGGACCACAGGGACCCCCAGGAAUUCAGGGACCUGUAGCGAGUGGUGGAGCUAACUUGAGCUUAUGUCAGUUUAAGAUUGCGACUAGUACACCGGUCACAGCCAACAGCCUGGCAGAAACUGAUCUCAUAUGGAUGGAACCUAGUGGUAAAAGAAUUGUCGGUGCUACAUGUUCAACAAAUGCUGCUCUAGAGUACAAUUUCAACUCGUAUACAAAACCUAGCGGUGAGCGAGUUUACCGAUGCAUGUGCAAAGGACAGUCAUCCAAGUUUUUCUCGAGUACGGGGAAGAUGUACUGCUAUCUUAACUACUGGGAGUGUCCGCUGAACUGAUCCACAUCUAGGGAUGGUAGUCUUGAAGGAAUGAAAUGGAAUACAGAAGAUACUAUGAGGAUUAAUUCUGUAUGGAAGAUAUUGUAAGAGCACGUCGUAGCAAUAGACAGUUUUAGAUUGACGUU
This is a messenger RNA of Actinia tenebrosa (Australian red waratah sea anemone), 697 nucleotides long. RefSeq lists its product as uncharacterized. NCBI's taxonomy places the organism in Eukaryota, Metazoa, Cnidaria, Anthozoa, Actiniaria, Actiniidae. The record is from RefSeq and is a predicted model, not a curated record.